Molecule: messenger RNA, 2090 nt
Organism: Linum trigynum
Lineage: Eukaryota; Viridiplantae; Streptophyta; Magnoliopsida; Malpighiales; Linaceae
Source: the annotation of a GenBank genome assembly
AUUAAAUAAUUUAGGUAUUUACGUUAAAUGUUGUGUUUAAACAUGAGUAUUUGUAAAUUAUUUGUAAUAUUAACCGGUAUAAACCGGCACAAACCGGUAUGUACCACCGGUCGAACCAUUCCACUUGUUAAACCGACACACUGACAUAAACCGGUUUGACAACCUUGCAUUGCAUACUUUUUGCAACAUCAAAUUAUAGAAAAUAACCGGUGAACAAAAUAAAUAAAUAAAUAACAGCAAGAGCUGAAGCGUGCAGCGUGCUAUUGCAUAGCUCUUGAGGUAGCUUAAAAAAGUAAAAUGGGCCCAACGUGGUAAUUAAUAUUUGGCCCAAUCAGUAGAACCAUGGAAACUGGCGGUUUAUUCUAAUCAGUAAACACCACCAUUACACUAUUACAGCUAUAGAAGAAAAGCUUUGUUUCACCAUCUGCAGAUGGACUAAUUAGUCAAUUGAGAGAACACCAAGAUGCUCAAUCGGACGGGGAGAGGAAAGACCCAGGUGGUCUAGGUCGCCGACCCAUUCAAAGGGAGUGGGAGUUUUGCUAGAUCAGGCGACAGCGGCGCGGUAGAGGAGAUUUUGAGAAUGGGUGUGAAGAUGAAUUUGUGAGCGAUAGUGGGCACGGUGGAGGGGAGAAGGUGGAAUCGAGAUUCAGUUUGGAUUGAAGAGUGGGUGGUUUACAGGGGAUGGGGUGCUUUGUCUGUCAACUUAAAGCGAGAGAGAGAGGUAAUUUUACCAAACAGAAAAGGGUUAAUACCUUAUUAUGGCCUGAAUUAUGACCAUGUAAUCAACUUUGGUCCGUGGUUUGAGAAAUUAACAUCCUAGCCCGAACUAUGCAGCAUAUAGACAAAAUUGGCCUGGAGCGUGGUUUGACCGUUUGUUUGGAUGGUCAACACCGUUGACCGUUAGUCAACUAUCCAGGUCACUGCCAUGUCAGCACAAAAAAUUAUAAUUUCAAUUUUCUUUUUAUUUCCUUUACAAAAUUGAAUGAUAAAAAAACAAAUUAAAAAAAUAAUAAUAAAUCAAUAACUUUUAGCUUAUCCCCUCACCUUCUUUCCUUUUCGAUCAAACCCAAAAAAACCCUAUCUUCCAUUAUGGACUCUGUUUUUCAUUUACUUGCUAUGUUUUUCAAAUGUGGAAACAGGGAGAGGGCAUCACAGCGCAGCGAUUCCGGGCUGCCCGAGACUUACCAAUCCGAGCAGGAGUCUGAAUCAAGGGAUCCGAGCCAAGGAUCGUGAGAUCAACAUCAAAAGAUACGGAAGAUCCGACAAGGCGAUAUAAUUACCAUCCCAGCUGGAGUUGCGGACUGGUUCUACAAUGACGGUCAGUCUCCUCUGGUUCUUGUCCAGAUCAUGGACACUAGCAACUUCGCCAACCAGCUCGACCAGAACUUCAGGAAAUUCUUCCUGGCAGGGAACCCGCAGAGAGAAAUCCAAGGGCAGAGGGGACAGCCUUCGAGGCACCUGUAUCGUGGAGGCGAGAAGGGAAGAGGCAGCGGCGCUGGAGGCCAGGAGCAACGGUUCGGCAACAUCUUCCAGGCCUUCGACGAGCAGUUCUUGGCCGAGGCGUUCAACAUCGACACUGACCUGGCGAGGAGGAUCAAGAACGAGCAGUUCUCGGGGAAGAAGAUGGAAGAUAGGGUUAGUCUGGGUUUGAUCAAAAAGGAAAGAAGGUGAGGGGAUAAGGUGGGGAUGGGUGGCCAAAAGUUAUCGUUUUAUUAUUUUUUUAUAUUUUUUUCUUUAUUAUUCAAUUUUGUAAAGGAAAUAAAACGAAAAUUGAAAUUAUAAUUUUUUUGUGCUGACAUGGCAGUGACCUGGACAGUUGACUAACGGUCAACGGUGUUGACCAUUCAAACAAACGGUCAAACCACGUUCCAGGCCAAUUCUGUCUAUAUGCUGCAUAGUUCGGGUCAGGAUGUUAAUUUCUCAAACCAUGGGCCAAAGUUGAUUAUAUGGUCAUAGUUCAGGCCAUAAUAAGGUAUUAAUCCAACAUAAAAAUAGCGAGAGAGAGAGGCGUUGAAUUUACUGCUUUAACCCUCCGUUUUGUGCGGUUUGGCGAGGAAUAGCUGAUGUGGCAAUAUAUUUAUUUUGACAUU